Messenger RNA from Eimeria necatrix, 678 nucleotides. RefSeq lists its product as hypothetical. NCBI's taxonomy places the organism in Eukaryota, Apicomplexa, Conoidasida, Eucoccidiorida, Eimeriidae. The record is from RefSeq and is a predicted model, not a curated record. The transcript has a single exon. Bases 1 to 678 code for a protein of 225 amino acids.
AUGCUGAAUACGGAGAAGCCAGAAAAGGGCCCUGGGCUGCCCUCAGCAGCAGAGGAAAGGCAGCAGCAGCUGAGCAGCAGCGAGUCUCGUUUGCUGCAGCUCAAGUGCCAGGAGCGGGGGAAGCAGCAGCAGCAGCAGCAGCAGCAGCAGCAGCAGCAAGAACUGGGAAGCAGUGAGCCUCUGCGGGAACAUGGGGACCAGUGGUCUGGACCACCGCCCUUCGGGCCAAAGGGCCUUCACUUAUGCAGCAGCGCCGCUGCAGCAGCAAAAGGAGGAAACGAGGAGGAGGCCCGGGGGCCCCCCGAGACUGUUUUGCUGCAGCUGCCAAAGCAGCCCGCAGCAGCAGCAGCUCGCAGCUGCAGCAGAGAGCGCCUCUGCUGCUGCUGCUGCUGGGGGCUGCUGCUGCUGCAAGUUGAAACGGGCGAAGGGGGGGUGAUCUGGAGGCUGGGGGAGGCGGGCAAGAGGCGCCUUGGACUCAAGGCAGAGCUCUGGAAUGUUUGCGAGGAGUUUAAAAGAAAAAAAAGAAAAGAAGUUGCGAAAAUAAACUCAACUGUGUGGGCGGAGCGGCCGCGGCAGCAGUCUGAACGGGAGAGCGCCGGGCUCUGGGCGCUUCUCAGUUCAGCACUUCGCCGGGAGUUGGCCGCGCGAUCUCGGGGAAACUUGCGGAAAAAAAGAUAA